GGCACAAGCUAGACCGCACAAGGCCUGAACAUUGUCUACGUACACUCAAAGCUAAAGUCUGCGAAGAAAGUAGCACUGUAGGUACUAGGUACGCCUACAAUGAAAUGUCAAAUUGCUGUGUGUUUGUUAGCGUCUGUCGUCUGUGUGUCUUACGCAGAUACUGCAAAACAGCAAGUAGCCAAAGCAAGAAUAGAAAGCUGUAAGGGAUGUCGUCUGAACAGACUACCAGAUGUCAAAAAGUUCAUCUUUGAAGAUGUUCCGCUGUACGAAGAUGUGACUUUCAAAUCGGUGCCGGGGGCAUCGCCGGAGCUUAUAUUACUAAACAAAUUUGAUCAGGAAUUGGAAAGGAUUGACCUGGCACCAUUGUCUCGAAAGGAUUGCAACACCUUACUUGUGGACCGAGGAUUUCAUAAAAAAAGUGAAGCAGAAACAGUGAACCGAAAUGAAUUUUGACGAUGGUGGUGGUUUGUCUUUUGCAUGAAGUCCUUCCAGUUCCAGUAUCUGAAGGAAAAAGGGAAAAAAACUUUCCCAUUUGGUUUCAUUAAAUUACUUCAAUCACUGUAAAUAAUGUUGAAUAUUGGUAUAAAAUCUGUUUACUUUAUUGAAAACAGUAUUUGUUUCACUGGGUUAAUCAGUUUGUGCUUAAGGCUCUGAAGGAGCUUCUGUCUUGCGUGGCUUAAGACUUAAGGCUUUUAAAUAUACAGAAACCAUAAUAAACAAAGGUCCAAAAAAAGUGCAUAUCACUGUAAAUCAAGUAAUCCAGACAUUAGACUAUAGCUUUUUUUCUUGUUUCAAAUCUUUCCAUCUGUUCCCUUCAUAUCCACUCAUUUUUCUUAUUGAAAAAUAUAGUUUAUAAAUGAAAGUAUGUUCACUUUUAUCAGUUUUGACUUGAUGCCAUUUCCAAAUUGAAAGUAAAUUCAUUUGAUUACAGUCUUAGUGAAUUUAUUUGAUUACAGUCUUAGUGACAUGGUUGCUGAAGUGGAACUUGUGUCUGUGUCAGUAAAAUUAAUGCAAAUUUUAAAUACCGAAGAAGAAUUUCAUAAAAUGAUACGUGAAUGCAGGUUGAUAAACUGUAUAUGCUUCCAUAUAAAGUAGAUGUUUGUAACAAGUAAUUAGUGAUUGUCAGCUGUAGUUUGUGACAUAUCGUCCAUGAUGCAAUUGGUCAGUGUCAUAGUGUAGUUUACUCAGUCUCCUAUUAGUAUUGUGAUAUCUUGUUAUAGUUAAUGUGCUGCAUGUAUUCAUCCAGAAUGUGUAAACCAAUUACUUACAGAAACACAAUUGUCAUGGUUGCCUUUAUUCAAACAGUUUCUCAUUGAAGCUAAGUUGAAAAAUAAUGUUUUAUGUAAUAAAUUAAUCGAGGAUACUCUUGUAGAAAUGGAAACACUGCACAAAUGAUGAAUUUAGCUACAUUUUUAGUUCAAAAACAUUAUGCGGCUCCUUCAUCACACCUUUUCCAAAAACUGUUAGAAAUGUUUCCCAAGUUGCACUAAAGUCCAUGUGUUUAAGCUGUAGUCAGGAUUUUAGAUAGUGUUGAAAGUAAGCUUAUUGCCAAUAUCAUGUAGUUGUUAUAAAAGAGUCCGGAAACUAAUUUUUAGCACUUUAUAACGGUUUGUCAUUUCAGCCACUGUGUCACUGUCAUAAUCUUGUUUUGGCAUUGCCACAUUUUGCCAAUCAGUGUAAAGUCUUUCUGGAAGUUGUAUGUAUACAAUGAUGUGCAUUUUUCUUUUUGUAAAUCACAUAAAUGUUAGUUCAUACAGUGUCUAUAAUAAGGUACCCUAAGCACGUUGUGUUUUGGUAAUGGUUUAUUUUGUAAUUAUCAAUGGAAAGCAACCACAUUUGCUCCUCCAUUAAAGCUGCAAGCUGUGAUACAAACCAUGUACAAUAAUGUAGCUGCAUCAGAUCUGGUGCAGACUUUUGCCUUUCUCAUCUGUGCAUGUGGCAUAAACAAGCUUCUUUCAUGUGUAGUGUUUAUCAUAUACUGUACUGGUGAAUUGUAUUGUCACAAUAUCUGUGUGCAAUUUUUACACACAGUUUUCAUAUUUACACAACGAUAGUCGACCACUGCCCAUUAAAAACUCAUUUUGAAACAGUGCUCCUGAAACUAAAAAUAACUUUAGAACAAGAAAGAACGCACAAACUUGUAACAUAGUAUUUCUCUUUACUGUAUUGUGAUAGGGUAUACAAAAUAUCUUGGUGUUUUGUUGUGCCUAUAGUAUCAAAUUCGUCUUUUUCAGGUAAAUGUACUUAUAGACAUUCCAGUUUUAGGAAUAUUUUGUAAAUAGUCUGUUACAGGCCUAUCUUCAUGUUAUUGCCUAAUUUCCAACCAGUCACAAUAAAAAUGCAGAAAUAUAACAUU
Schistocerca piceifrons (Central American locust) is the source of this 2356-nucleotide messenger RNA. Its product is annotated as selenoprotein M-like. The record is from RefSeq and is a predicted model, not a curated record. Gene Ontology annotation, molecular function: oxidoreductase activity. Gene Ontology annotation, cellular component: endoplasmic reticulum lumen. The transcript has 4 exons. NCBI's taxonomy places the organism in Eukaryota, Metazoa, Arthropoda, Insecta, Orthoptera, Acrididae. The coding region runs from base 100 to 453 and encodes 117 amino acids.